Echinops telfairi (small Madagascar hedgehog) is the source of this 3631-nucleotide messenger RNA. It is a transcript of the gene MARCHF6, whose product is annotated as membrane associated ring-CH-type finger 6. Bases 1 to 2904 code for a protein of 967 amino acids. The transcript has 26 exons. Gene Ontology annotation, cellular component: endoplasmic reticulum membrane. The record is from RefSeq and is a predicted model, not a curated record. Gene Ontology annotation, molecular function: zinc ion binding. NCBI's taxonomy places the organism in Eukaryota, Metazoa, Chordata, Mammalia, Afrosoricida, Tenrecidae.
AUGGCAACCGGCAGGCCCGGCGCGCGGAUUGGCGAGGUGGCCUGCGGGGGCGAGAAGCGGCCGGCGGGCCGGGUGGACGAGGGGGCGGGGUGGGCUCUCUGGGCCGCGCCUGCCUCUGCAGGCGAGCUGGUGGGGGAGGGGGCGAUUGGAAACAGGGCUGCCGUCCUAGGGAUGGGAGUGUCCGGGGUGGAGGACAUCUGUAGAGUGUGCCGCUCGGAAGGGACCCCGGAGAAGCCCCUGUAUCACCCUUGUGUCUGCACUGGCAGUAUUAAGUUCAUCCACCAAGAAUGCUUGGUCCAGUGGCUGAAGCACAGCAGGAAAGAGUACUGUGAGCUGUGCAAACACAGAUUCGCCUUCACACCAAUUUACUCCCCAGAUAUGCCCUCUCGGCUUCCCAUUCAGGACAUCUUUGCUGGACUGGUGACGAGUAUUGGCACUGCGAUUCGCUACUGGUUCCACUACACACUGGUGGCCUUUGCCUGGCUGGGAGUCGUCCCACUCACUGCCUGCCGCAUCUACAAGUGCUUGUUCACCGGCUCUGUGAGCUCCCUGCUGACCCUGCCACUCGACAUGCUGUCCACGGAGAACCUGCUGGCCGACUGCCUGCAGGGCUGCUUCGUGGUCACCUGCACGCUCUGCGCCUUCAUCAGCCUGGUGUGGCUGCGUGAGCAGAUCGUCCAUGGGGGUGCUCCCAUCUGGUUGGAACACGCAGCGCCCCCCUUCAACGCUGCAGGGCACCACCAGCACGAGGCGCCAGCAGGAGGGAAUGGAGCCGAGAACGGUGCCGCCCCCGACCAACCAGCCAACCCACCCGCUGAUAACAACGCAGUGGUGGGGGAGAACCCUGAUGCUCAGGAUGGGCAGGCCGAGGAGGAGGGGGAUGAGGAGGAAGACGAUGCUGGUGUGGAGGACGCCGCCGAGGCCAACAACGGGGCCCCUGACGACAUGAACUGGAAUGCCCUGGAGUGGGACCGUGCUGCCGAGGAGCUCACAUGGGAGAGGAUGCUGGGACUCGAUGGGUCGCUGGUAUUCCUGGAGCACGUCUUCUGGGUGGUGUCUCUGAACACGCUGUUCAUCCUCGUGUUUGCCUUUUGUCCUUACCACAUUGGUCACUUCUCCCUGGUUGGUCUGGGAUUUGAAGAGCACGUCCAGGCGUCUCACUUCGAGGGUCUGAUCACCACCAUUGUGGGGUACAUCCUCUUGGCGAUCACCCUGAUUAUCUGCCACGGCUUGGCAACUCUGGUGAAAUUCCACCGAUCCCGCCGCUUGCUGGGCGUCUGCUACAUUGUGGUCAAGGUCUCGCUGCUGGUGGUGGUAGAGAUUGGUGUGUUCCCGCUCAUCUGCGGCUGGUGGCUGGACAUCUGCUCCCUGGAAAUGUUUGACGCCACCCUGAAGGACCGGGAGCUGAGCUUCCAGUCGGCGCCUGGCACCACCAUGUUCCUGCACUGGCUGGUGGGCAUGGUCUAUGUGUUCUACUUUGCCUCCUUCAUCCUGCUGCUCAGAGAGGUUCUGCGGCCCGGGGUCCUAUGGUUUCUGAGGAACCUGAAUGACCCAGACUUCAACCCUGUGCAGGAGAUGAUCCACCUGCCCAUCCACCGGCAUCUGCGCAGGUUCAUCCUGUCCGUGAUUGUCUUUGGCUCCAUUGUGCUGCUGAUGCUCUGGCUGCCCGUACGCAUCAUCAAGAGCCUGCUGCCCCGCUUCCUGCCCUACAACGUCAUGCUGUACAGUGACGCCCCCGUGAGCGAGCUGUCGCUGGAGCUGCUGCUGCUGCAGGUGAUCCUGCCGGCACUGCUGGAGCAGGGCCACACCCGGCAGUGGCUCAAGGGCCUCGUGCGGGCCUGGACGGUUGCUGCUGGCCACUCACUGGACCUGCACUCCUACCUUUUGGGGGACCAGGAGGAGAGUGAGCACAGCGCCAACCCGCCGGGGAACCACAACCAGCACGCGCGCAACAAUGCUGUUCCCGUGGGCGGGGAGGGGCUGCACGCCGCCCACCAGGCCAUCCUGCAGCAAGGCGGGCCUGUUGGCUUCCAGCCCUACCGCCGGCCCCUCAACUUCCCACUCAGGAUCUUCCUGCUGAUUGUCUGCAUGUGCGUGACCCUGCUGCUCGCCAGCCUCGUCUGCCUUACCCUCCCAGUGUUUGCUGGCCGCUGGCUGAUGUCCUUUUGGACGGGGACCGCCAAGAUCCACGAGCUCUACACAGCGGCGUGCGGCCUCUAUGUCUGCUGGCUGACCAUCAGGGCCGUGACUGUGCUGCUGGCGUGGACGCCGCAGGGGCGCAGAGUAAUCUUCCAGAAGGUCAAGGAGUGGUCUCUCAUGAUCAUGAAGACCCUGGUCGUCGCGCUGCUGCUGGCGGGCGUCGUCCCCCUCCUCCUGGGGCUCCUGUUCGAGCUGGUCAUCGUUGCUCCUUUGAGGGUCCCCUUGGACCAGACCCCUCUUUUUUACCCCUGGCAGGACUGGGCGCUGGGGGUCCUGCAUGCCAAGAUCAUCGCAGCCAUCACCCUCAUGGGUCCUCAGUGGUGGCUGAAGACAGUCAUUGAGCAGGUGUACGCCAACGGCAUCCGCAACAUCGACCUGCACUACAUCAUCCGCAAGCUGGCGGCCCCCGUCAUCUGUGUGCUCCUGCUCUCCCUGUGUGUGCCCUACGUCAUCGCGGCGGGCGUCGUGCCACUGCUUGGUGUCACGGAGGAGAUGCAGAACCUGGUGCAGCGGCGCAUCUACCCCUUCCUGCUGAUGGUCGCCGUCCUGGCGGGCAUCCUGUCCUUCCAGGUCCGCCAGUUCAAGCGCCUCUAUGAGCACAUUAAAAACGACAAGUACCUUGUGGGUCAGCGGCUCGUGAACUAUGAGCGGAAGUCAGGCAAGCCGGGCACCUCGCCGCCCCCACCACCACCCUCGCAGGAAUAAGUGCCGUCCCAGCUCCUGCCCCAGCCUCUCUGUGCCCUCUCCUGUGGACUGCUCCCUGUGGAGACCUGCGGUGGCAGUUGUGUGUGCUCGCCAAGCCCUCUCAGCCCGAGGAGCGGCCACUGCGCCCCCUCACCUGGACGCCACACUGCGGCUGUGGGUGCCAGCUAGGGCCUCCUGGACCAGCGCGGCGCAGCCAGCGUGCACCCCCAACAGUGUCUAUUAAUUUAUUAAACCCAGUGUCACUUUACGUGGACCUGCUGUGAUCUUGACAGGAGCGUGCCAAGCAGCGUGUGGGGGAGCGGCGUCCUCAGCCGCACAUCACCGCCAGUGUCGGGAAGUUGUUUGUAUGACACCAAAGUUGUUGUACAUUUUCUACUGCCUGAUGUUUUCCAUGUGUCGUGUUUGUAAUACUGUAUAGUGUCUUGUGCUAGGUGAGGAGAUUAUUUUUGAUUUUGAUAAUUUGAUAUUCCUGUGAUCAGCAUUGGGAGUCGGGUUCCUUGCUUGUUGGGGCGUGUUCAUGCUUAGAAGAAAGAGACGUCCGGGGCAAGGUCAUCAGUGCCCCUCCCCGCUGCCUUUUCUCCCUUGGGCAGCAGUAGCCAGAAAUCCUACAGGGUCACUGUGCCGUGAUGGCGUCUGGCCCGCUGGCCACGCGUCAUGGUGUUCCAUCUGUGAAUCCCAACGUUUCCAAAGCUUUCGUUUACAGAAUAAAGCUGCAAAUCAAAUCUUC